UUGGGUGCCUGGGGCUGGGGACACCCUUGGGGGAUGCUCUGCAGGGUGACCUGCCCGGGCCAUCCACGGCGUCACGGUCCCCAUGGGCCACCACGGGGUGAGUGCCCGCCGUGACGCCCGCCUCUCUCCCCGCGCAGGCGUCGUGCCCUUCGUGGCCCUGCUCCUGCUGCAGCGGCGGCCGGUGGCCGGCCGGGCCCUGCUGGUGACCGGCUCCGGCUGCCCCGGCCACAGCUUGUGCCGCUCCAACGUCCAGGAGCAGACCCGCAGGCAGGUUGCGCUGCUCAACGCCACCGCCCAGGACCUCUUCAGCCUCUACCUGAAGUGCCAGGGAGAGCCGUUCAGCAGCGAGAGCGACAAGCUCUGCAACCCCAGCGGCAUCUUCUUCCCCGCCUUCCGCGUCAACCGGACGAGCGAGAGGAAGGAGGUCAUGGUGGCCAUGUACAAGCUCUUCGCCUUCCUCAACGCCUCGCUGGGGAACAUCACGCGCGACCAGGAGGAGCUCAACCCCACGGCCAAGGAGCUCCUCGACCGGCUCCACAACACCACCAAGACCACCCGGGGCCUCAUCUCCAACCUCACCUGCCUCCUCUGCAAGAACUAUAACAUCUUCCAGGUGGACGUCAGCUACGGGGAGAGCUCCAAGGGCAAGAGCACCUUCAAGAAGAAGCAGCAGGGCUGCCAGGUGCUCAGGAAGUACGUGCAGGUCAUCGCCCAGGCGGCCCGUGUCCUCCUACCUCAUCUCAGCCCCCCGUGAGCACCUGUCCCAGCUCCUCCACCCCCCCCCCAGCCACCAGUGAGGAUGGCUAAGCUGGCCGUGCCACCCCCCACUGCUGCCUCCUGACCUUCUGCCUUCCUAUUUAUUACCCCGGACCCUGCGCUGGCCCCAUCUGCCCUUUGGUAAUUUAUUUGCCCCUCGGGGGGUGAACGUUGCAGCCCGGUGCGGAGCAAAGCCGGGGUCAGCAUCCAGCAGGACAAGGGGGUGCAUCCCCGAGGUGAUGGCGGGGCACGGGCUGGUCCCGGGAUGUGCCUCGGCUGUCCCCGCUCUCCCACGGGGUGCAGGGAGCCGUGGGUGCUGUGAGGGGCUGGUGAUGGGGCCGGACUUUGUCCCCCAUGGCCAGUCUCCUCCAUCAUGGAGAGCAACCCGACGGACAUCCUCAAGCAUCAUCCCUGAGCCUCCACUUCCCUGGGAAAAAGGACUAGGACCAAGAACCCCAGGAUGCUGCGGCUGGAGGGGACAUAGGGGCGCAGGGACACGCUCCCCCUGCACACUUUUGGGCUGGGCUCCCCGACAAGGAGUCAAACUGGGGGUACUGGUGUGGCUGGGGCUGGGUCCCGCUGUCUUGGACGAAGCCACCCACUGGGGACGGAGCCCACUGGGAAGCAUCGUCCCCCCCGCACGGGCACAGCGGGGCAGGGAGGGCACAUCCUCCCCUUUGGAAAAGUGCUUUUCCCAUCGGAAGGGCUUUGAAUGUACUAGCGGCUCAGCCAAGGGCUGGGCUUCGCAUGACUGGAUGCGGCCCCGGCGCGGGGACGCGGGGACACGG
Messenger RNA from Calidris pugnax (ruff), 1544 nucleotides. RefSeq names its product leukemia inhibitory factor (gene LIF). NCBI's taxonomy places the organism in Eukaryota, Metazoa, Chordata, Aves, Charadriiformes, Scolopacidae. The record is from RefSeq and is a predicted model, not a curated record. The coding region runs from base 83 to 754 and encodes 223 amino acids. Gene Ontology annotation, cellular component: extracellular region. Gene Ontology annotation, molecular function: cytokine activity; leukemia inhibitory factor receptor binding. The transcript has 2 exons. Gene Ontology annotation, biological process: immune response.